Molecule: messenger RNA, 7822 nt
Organism: Photinus pyralis (common eastern firefly)
Lineage: Eukaryota; Metazoa; Arthropoda; Insecta; Coleoptera; Lampyridae
Gene: cic
Product: putative transcription factor capicua
Exons: 13
Coding region: 732-5504 (1590 amino acids)
Biological process (GO): regulation of transcription by RNA polymerase II
Cellular component (GO): nucleus
Molecular function (GO): RNA polymerase II transcription regulatory region sequence-specific DNA binding; DNA-binding transcription factor activity, RNA polymerase II-specific
Source: RefSeq, a predicted model, not a curated record
CAUAGGCAAAUCAAAUCGUCUAAAUUUACCCGAAGCAUGUGAGUGGACAAAAAUCCCUUGCACUUUUGAUUGAUCGGUCUUUUUGAAAAUAAACGAGUAACCUCGUAGUGUUAAUUUUUGUCCUCUGGAGUACGUUACUCUUGCUCGGUAUGAAUCAGGCUUCCUCUAUACACACUCAGAUACGGAUGCGAACGCGACCGUCAUCGCGGGUGUCGGGGUGAUAAGGGGGGUUAUGCUUGAUGUCUGCGUCUCGUGGGUGUUAUUUCAUGUAUUAUACUUAUUUCGUCAAUUAAAAAAAAGAAAAAUAAUUCGUUAACCCUACGAGUCUACCGUUUUAUGCAAAUCUUCGUAAAUUCCCAGGAUUAUGGUGGCUAAAGGCGAAAAAUUCUUUUGUUUUCUCCAUAUGACAGAUACAUGUUUAUUUACAAAUUGAUGUAGGUAUGACAGGUACUUAGGACGUUCAUUCCAAAACAUGCCUAAUGACUUCUUUUAACUUAAAAGUGAACGUUUUCAAUGUAAACAAAAGUGCUAUUUUAACCACCUUUGGAUUUUCAGGUUACUUGGGCAUGGAAGGAGGCCAUGCUCAUUGCUCAGUGCUCCUGUGCGAAUUGCACCAUGUGAAUUAUUAAAAGACUGAAUUACUAAAUUAUGUGUUGUGUGAUUUAACUACGGAAACAAUAUGAUAUACGUAUACUCGUACUACUACGAUAAGUUCCACAGUCAUUUCAAAAAUGUUUAUAGCUGAAUAUAAACGAAGAACUAGAAGUAUUUCGGAUUCGAGGGAUAUUACAUUAAAUACGAUGUCAGCAUCCAAUAUCGAAGUAAGAAAAGUACCAAAGAAACGAAAGUUUGAUCUCUCCGAACUCGAAGAAAUCGGCAAUGUCGCUUGCGUACCGGUCUCGGUCGUGCAGAGCACGAUAUCGGCGCCGCCACAAAUCGCCGCCGUCGAUUACUCCUGCUCAAUUCGACCGAUCGACGACGAGCAAGUCAUACGUAAACAGUUCGAUAUAGAUCUCAGUGAAUGGUGCGAUCAUCGCGUGCUCGCCAAGCAAGGAGAUUGGUAUUAUCCCGGUGUCAUUCGUCAAGCCAGCGGGAACACUCUGACGGUAGAAUUCGAUGGAAGGGAAAAUAAACCAGUGUGUUUCACGGACGUGUUAGCAAGUGAAUGUUACGAUGUGAUAGGUGACGCGAGCCCUUAUGUGAGUCAGUUAACGUUAGGGACGAGGGUGUGCGUGCGACACGACCAAGCCGUAUUCGUGGAAGGCGUCGUGUGUAAGAUACUUGAAGGGCAGCCGAUUCGCUUUGCAGUGGCGGUACUAGGAGAUAGGCCUCACGAAAUAAAUGUGAAAAGGGCAGAUUUAAGACUGCUUCGGCCGCCGUGGUGGGACGAACUAGAAAAUCUACAGUUCCCUUUGCAACUGCACGACGUCCUUCCUACAAUUCAAACGGAAUACAUCUCCAAUUCCCCACCGCGGAUAUCAGCUUGCACCCCUUUAUCCAACGGACGCCAUUGUGACGAAUUUUGUGAAAGUGAGGAUGAAUUGCGAAGGGAGGACAUCAUGUUUCCAUCCGAGACUGAUGCGAAACUAUCAGGAAGCAGUAAACGCAGUAGUAUGCAAAGUAGGGCAAGCUCUUCAAGCAGCAUUACGCUUAGAUCUCAACCGACUACGCCACGUAGUCAAGCAGCUACACCACAUAAGUAUAAAAAGGGUGAUGUCGUUGCUAAUCCUAAUGGAAUUAGGAAAAAGUUUAAUGGUAAACAGUGGCGGAGACUUUGCUCAAAGGAUGGUUGCAGUAAGGAGUCACAACGUCGCGGUUAUUGCUCGAGACACUUGAGUCUCAAAGGUAACUAUUUGAGGAGUGGCCCAUCAUUUCCUCGUUCAAGCAGCAAAGGAGAAGGUGAAGACACAUCCCGUGACUCUGACACUUCUCCGAACUGCAAUGAACGUAGGAUAGCAGGCCGCUUUGACCAAGAUGAAACCGAAGCUGCCAAUAUGCUAGUGUCACUGGGUAGCUCACGUUCUGCGACACCCGCCUUUUCGCCGAAUUGUCAAGGGUCGUCACCUUUAACUAUGCAUUCACCAAUUACCGUCGGGUCUAGGCAAAAUGUCUUCAUGCCCAUUAGUAAUCAUUCUCAUGGACUUCUGAAGCACACAUCUCCAGGACCGCCAGGUUACAAUGUACCGGCACCAUAUCAACCCGUUAUCAGACCCGAAUUGGUUAGGCCCAACCAGGGAGGAACUAGUGUAAUAAGAAUUUCUCCAAACCCUAGGCAGUGGAGUACGCCUGUUGUUUCGGAGCAACAAAGUGUCAUUUUGCAACACGCGCUUACUACCCCACCAAACCAAUCAACUUUGGAAUCUGAGAAUUCUCAAGUACCUGCAGAUUCGUUGUAUUGCGGCAUAACUGAUUCACACGAUGUCAUUAAGUACGACGAGCCACAUCAAUCGUUUCAAACUGUACGGAAGUUGGUACAAAAUGAUCAAUCUCUUGAAACAACGACAAUUCGUGUGGCUUCGACUGAAACGAUAGGUAAUUUGACAAGUGGAGCGGGAUUAUUACCUGUAAUUGUACAUCCUACGCAGUUAGUACCUGUUUUACCUGCAGCGUCUCAGUCUGUAGUGAAACGUGUGCUGCAAACACCAACAUCCGCAUUGAACCCGCCGACGGUUUCUCCAGUUAUUGUUAAAACAGAACAAGUCCCAUUAUCAGGAAUAAAUAUUGUCAAUAAUAAAGACCAAUCAUCUAUAGUGCGAGUUCCGCCGGUGCAAACUCAACUUCAAUUACAGCCAGAAGUGGCAUCGACGUCAUGUGCAACAACUACCGUAGUAUCAAGUACCACCUCACAAAAUUCCCUUUUCCAAAAUUCGCAAUCAACCUUCGUAAUUCCUUGGCAUUCCAUUGUACCUGUACUUACGACACGUUCAGCUCAAUUUUCUCCUCCGCCUUCCGAACUGUCACCUCCAUUAUCAGCACCCCCUCUAACCUCAAUUGCAUCUCAAGUUCCAGCUCCGGUACUGGAUCUUAUAGAUGAGGACGAUAAUCCGGAACCAAUACCAGUUACCACUGAGGAAGAUGAUGACGUAUUCGAGCCCGAAUCUCCAGGUCUUGGCUGCAUGACUGAUAACACGCUAAAUAAUAAACGUAGAAGUCAAUCGCUUAGUUCCUUACAAAGCACCAUGAAAGACAGCACAUUAUCUAAGACUAAGGAACGAAUCCGAAGACCUAUGAACGCGUUUAUGAUAUUUUCCAAGAGGCAUCGCGGCUUAGUCCAUCAGCAGCAUCCUAACCAAGACAAUCGGACUGUUUCGAAAAUACUCGGCGAGUGGUGGUACGCUUUGGGACCGGAAGAGAAGAAGAAGUAUCACGAGCUUGCGUCAGAAGUGAAAGAAGCGCAUUUCAAAGCGCAUCCGGAAUGGAAAUGGUGUAGUAAAGAUCGACGGAAAUCGUCGACAGGCUCUGGUCGUAGCAAAUUAGGUUCAACUGGCGAAAGCGUCGAUAUCGGCGACAUCCCACUCAGUCCGAGAACGCCUCACUCGCCUUUACCAGUUAGUGACGUGCAGAAUGCCCAAAUGCUCUCCGAGCAGGAAGGACUCGGCGACAUCUCUGACGAAGACCAAAUGGUUAUAUGUGAAGAACCGUCCUCGGAGAUAGAUCUUAAAUGUAAAGAGAAAGUAACCGAUUCAGAUUCAGAAUCGCACAGUGAUCUCGAACCCCCAAUCGAAACUCGCGUUUUCCCACAGCAACGGUUUAGCCCAAUUUCUUCUAGUAAUUCUACCGAAAUAACCUGCCGCCCAAAGCCAAUUAAAGCCCGCCUUCCUUCAACGGAAAGUAACCCUAAGUUUAAUUCGGUCGUUGCUACAUCGACGAUGCUCGGAUACCCCUACCAUUCGCCUGUCAAUCCAACGGGGAUUAGCGGUUUUCAACCGACAGGAGGGGCAUUUAAAACCAUGCCUGUGUCUCCGAAAAUAGUGAAAGCCGAACCUAAAUUUGACAAUGUAGAAUCUCCGAAUUGGACAGGUAGCUCGUUUAUAAUUACACCCAAACCGGAAACGACGAAUGUACCAUUGCACAAGUCGUUAUCGGAGACGGGUGUACAAUGGGUAACCUCAUCUCUUUCUCAAAAUAAUACGAUACUCACAAGACCUAAUACUACCUUAACCAUCCUCAAACCUCAAAUCAAAUCUGGAAACGUUAUUCAAGUAAGCGAACGUAAUAAUCACGGCAACCAACCGGUAACGUUAACAUUACUAAAUCCCUCUCUAAACGGUCAACAGACAACACUUUGCCUUUCAAGUGAUAGCGAGCGGUCCCAUCCCUUUUUGGUUGUGUCAUCUGCUUCGGAUGUUCAGUAUGUUUACAUGCAGCAACCUUCCUAUCAAAUUCCCCCCGCCAGCAAUGUAACCUUACAAUCUUUACAAUUUGUGCCAAAACCCGCGACAACACAAUCUGUCAUCGUCAGUCAAUCACAAAAUCGAAUAAAUAAUCAUACAAAUUCGAUUCCCUUUAACAAUGCGCAUAACACGAAAAAUAGCACAAACGAUGAUGCAGGGAAAGACGACAAUGAGUUAAUCAUGAAUGAUAAACUUUUGGCUAGCUCACCAAUCGAAGUGCCUAUUCUUCCACAUACAACAGGUGAGAUCGUUACCGCUGCAGAGCCUGACAAGCAAUUUAAACUCGCGCCGACGCCCGCGCAAUUAGGUCGAGCACCUUUACAAAGGAGACAAUCGAUGGCCGUAGGUAACGCCACUAGCAAUGUGUCUUCGGAAAGUGUGACAAUUUGCAGUAGUGACGAUACCGUUCAGUUAGAUUCUUCUUUGAUGUCUCCGUCGACAAGAAAGAGCUUUUUUAAGAAGAACAUCGAGGACGGAAUGGAUAGAGUAAUUUUCAGGGUGUUGGAACAAGUAAAUUUUGAGAAGAAAUUUUCAUCGUUACCUCAAUUUAAACCCGAAGAAUGCCAGUCUCCUAGUGCCAUAGCCGUUUCUUCGAGUCCCAGAGUGUUUUCCAGCUAUCAUAAGAAGCGCAACCUAACACCAGGUCAUCGAUCGUCCAUCGAUGAGGAGAGUGAGGGGGAAACACCAUUGCCAUCGACCGCUUCUGUUUCGGGAAAUAGAAUAAUUGGAAACACAUUUUUCGGCCCGGAUUUUAAUGUAGAAAAUAUCAAAGAUUUUUCUGAAGUGGGCGAAUCGAGCUCCCCUCGAACUCCGAAAACACCUGGAACAGGUCGCGACGCCGAAAAAGGACAUCGAAAGAUAUUGGAACAAAGACGUCAGUUGGUGAUGCAAUUAUUUCAGGAGCACACGUUUUUCCCAUCUUCGCAGGCGACCUCGAACUUUCAAGCUCAGCACGUCGAUAUCUUUCCGAAUAAGGGUAGUUUACAAUUGAAAAUACGCGAAGUGCGGCAAAAACUGAUGGCCCAAACUAGCCAUACACCUCGGAGUGCAAACAGUUUAAGUAGCCCUCUAACUCCUACAGAAGCUGCCAAAGUGUCCUCAAAUAGUUAGUUGUAUUUUUCGAGUGCAAUAAGUUUUAGUCUUCCUCAUUUUUAAAUUAAAUUUUUUUACAAUUUUGUUUUACAUGACGCCUAAAAAUCCGAUUAUCGUUAAAAUUAUUUUAAAUUCUAAUAGUUGUUAAGUGUAUUUUGAAUUUUAUCCUAAACAAUUUAUAAUCGAUUGUAAAUAGAAUUGUUGUACAUUUUUUGUAUAAAGUUACGUAAUUAGGUUAUACGCAAAAUAUUGUACAUAGUUUUAAUUUUUAGUUUAAUUGAUCGUUUAUUCAUUUCCAUUUUAUUUAUUAACGAAUAUUUAAAAUGGAGUCAAUUUGCGGAAUGUCUAUUUUAUAGAAUGUUUGGCGUGUAUAUUUAUAUCUAUAUAGGCAGGGCCUAGAGGUAAUUAAGGUUAAAAAGCAGUUGUGAUAGUUCCCCUUCUUCCUGUUUUAUUCAUUUUUAAAGCAAUAAGUUAAGCUUAGCGAUGGCAAUUUAUCAGCUGUUUUCUGGACUGGGAUGGUCCAACUGUAUAGAUGAGUUGAUAACCAUAUGAAGGUACAUAUGGUAUUAAUAUCAAGGUUGCCUUAUACGUAAAAAGUACAACCACUCUAUAUCAUUUUUAGUAUCAAAUUGUGCAUAUAUUAAUUGUUACCCCAAAAUAUAAUUUUUGAACAGAAUGAUCCUAUGGUACCAUUUCGAUUAAACUACUUACGAAUUGCACCUAAUUUGAUCACUUCUAUUGUGCAUAUUUCUUGUUUUCUACUUAAAUUUUUGAUGCAAUCUCAACUUCGUUACGCAUCGGUGUGAACAUUAAAAACUUCACGCGAAGGUGCUACUAGUUAUUAGUUUCGGUCCUCUCCGUGUACUAGAUUAGCAAAAACUACUUCUUGUUUUUUAGACAAUACUAGCAACGCUAGCUGCAACUAAGUGGUUCCGUAUACAUAUUUGCUUGACUGUUUUCAUUAACCUUCUCAGAUUUAGAGCUUCUUUACUAACCAUUGUAUAUUAAUUUUUAUUUGCAAAAUGGCCCAUUUAUAAUAAUUAUCUGCCCGUUAUUGCAUGACAAGGAUUACAGGGCCCUGCAGCGACGCAACAGUCUUAUCUUAAAAUAUUGAAACUAAUUAAAUGAAGUAACAGGAUUAUUUUUCAACUUAAACAAAUCGUGAAUCUUUGGCUAUUGACGCAGUUUGUAUUAAGUAAAUUUUAACAAUCUGCCUUAAUAUACCUUGCGUUUCAAAAGUGGAUAUCAAGGCUUCGCAUUUUUUUACUACGUACCAAAUGAAAGACCAACUCGAAGCAUAGCACACGUCUAGUCAAUAAUGAUGAGUGUAUCUGGCGUAAUCUUAGGAGUAUUUCUACAGGUUCAAACCUUACACACUGUAACACAAGAACAUUUCCAUCUAGCAGUCACCAUCUCUUCUACGAACGCUCUCUAAGACUUAGGAAAUAGUGUACACAUGCGCGCGCAGACCAAACUGUUCGAGUUGCUCUUCCACUCGGUACAAAACCUUGAUCUAUUGUAAUUUAUUUCGUAAAAUUGGACCUGCUACUUUAUUUGCAUUGAAAAGACAGACUGUGAUUUUGUAGGACCUGACGUAUUACACUUCAGUCGGAAGUGGCCGACCCGUAUUUUAAAUUUUAUUUUCAAUUAAACCUAUAAAAAGUGAACUGAAACUUUUUCCUAGCUUAUUAUCUCCGUUUGCGUGUUACACAUAGGGCUGUUGACAGUGUAUUUUUUCAAGCAUAUAUCUGUAUAAUUAGGUGAAAUUGUUGAAGUAAUUUAAAUGUAGUUUGUAGUUGAGCGUAGUUUUUUUUAUAUGUUUGAUAUAGGUAUUUGCACUUGUUUGUCCCUCUUAGCAUGAAUAGAAUUACUCGCACGUAAUUGCUAUUUAUUAAUAGGGAUAUCUUUGUGAAUAUAUGGACAUAAGUACAAUGGAGAUAAAUCAUCAACUCUGUGAAAUGUUACUACUGUUAUUAGAUGUUAUGUUGUAUAAAUAAUCAAUGAUCUCGUUAGUGAUUGUUAGACCUGUUUCACACGCUACUAUGUACAAGUUUGCUAAUUUUUAUCCAUUAUACGUACUUCAGCUCACUACAUUACUGAUUAUAGGUAUUUUAUAUGUCGAAUGCUAUUUGCACUAGGUUUACGAUAACGGUUACAAGUGACUGUCUUUUCUAGUCCGCUACUAGAGGUGCAAAUAGUUUUUGACGGACAUAAUUGAAAUUUCUUUCCAAAACUUGAGUUUCUCAUGUAGGUUACUGUUACGUUCUAAAUCUGUUAUUUUAAUUUUAAUGGCACAAUUUGUAUAUGUAUUAUAAAUACAAUUUUUUAAAAAAUUU